ACAAGAAGCAAGCUGCCGACAGCCCUCCCUUGAAGAAAAAUCGUUAAAAGCUUGGUAUUUUUCUCCUUCUUUUCUUGUUCUAGGACUAGAAUUGAACCCAGAAUUCUUCCCCCUACAGAGAAAAUCCCAAAUCUGCUCUGCUCCUUCCUCCCAUCCGUCUGCUGCUCCUGCUUUGUGGGGGCGAAUUGCUUUGGUUUUUGUAGAUUUCUUGAUUUUUUUCUCCCCAAUUCCCGCCGGCUUCCCCUAGCUUGGAGCUCCGGUUUUGCUGGGAAAAUUCUGGUGCUGUUAUGGCUUAGAACACUGGGAUUGAGUCUUCGGUAUUACGGAUUUGAGGAAGCGAAGUCAAGGACGGGGAAAAACGAGGGGAGUGACGAGUUAAAAGGCUAGCCACCUGUAAUUUGAUAUAGAUUUAGAUAUAGAUCAUGAUCUUCCAUACACGUUUCUGCUCUGUCUUCUUCCCGACUCUUCUUCCCCGAUAAGCCCCCCAAGCCACCGACUCUCUCCCCCUUGAAAAACCCGGUGAGAUCUUGAUGAAAUUUCUCUUCUUUUCUUGUUAAAUCACAAGAUUUGGGGCUUAGAAUCUUCCCUCUCAACCCAGAAAAUCUCGGUUCUGCUCUGUUCUUCUCCCCUGUCCGCUGGCUGCUAUGUGGGUGUGAGAUUUUUGAGCUUUUCCUGGUAAGAUCUAGCCAUUAAUCCCUCUCUUUAACCUUGAUUUAGGCUGGGUUUGCCUUAAUUGCUUUUAUUUCCCUCAAUUUUGAGGUAGCCCGUGAGCCCCUCUGCAGAAAUGCCGCCGGCUUCUUCUCCCUGCCAGCUCCGGUUUGCUUGCUGGAAUUCUGGUAAGUUGCCGGCUCUUCUAAUUACGUGGAGAUCGAUAGAAAUAGCACUUUGAAAUUGUGGUAGUGAGGUAUUAACUGUGGAAUAUUGUGAUUAGGUUCCUGA
Messenger RNA from Rubroshorea leprosula, 939 nucleotides. The record is from the annotation of a GenBank genome assembly. Lineage: Eukaryota; Viridiplantae; Streptophyta; Magnoliopsida; Malvales; Dipterocarpaceae.